GCCCAAAAGCUCGCCAGUAUCUAUUGCUGUUCCUUUUUUAUUUUGUUGACCUCUUCCGAAGACUCUUACGGUCAUCUUACCCUUCAUUUGUCAACUCUCGCGCCGACGUUCCGGCACUAUUGCCUCUAUUCGCCUCCGCCGUUCUCCGCAUCUAUUAGAAAUCAGCCCUGACAUACAUACACCACCAUCAAUACCCAAUUCCCCGAUUACCUCAAGCAUAUACGGAAUCAAUGAUGGCUGAAGUACAACCGGAGCGAGUGGAUGCCCAAUAUAAAGGCACAGGGAACGUGUUCAACCAGCAACCAUCAGCAGCCGCAAGCUCAUCCAAGCAAGCCCGAGACGAUGACUCGAAAGCCCCAUUGCCCAAGGGUGUCGUGCUAGGCAAGGACGGCAAGCCCUGCCGCACCUGCACAUCCGUCGCCUCAUGGCGAGCCCUAACAAAACAAGCCAAAGCCGAAACCCCAACAAGCACAAAUCAAACGACAACCUCAAAAGCAGCCCUAGCGACAGCAGCAACCCCCUCCACAAGCGAAACACCCGCAGAGUGCCCACCAGACGUCGAACAACUAGGCCGCUCAACCUGGACACUCCUGCACUCGAUGGCAGCGACAUACCCUGAAAAAGCAAACACGGAACACCAGGAUAACAUGCGGGGGUUCUUGAAGUUCUUCUCGAAGCUUUACCCGUGCUGGGUUUGCGCGGAUGAUUUCCAGACUUGGAUGGCGCAUCCCAGUGGACGGAAUCAGCCACGGUUGGAGAGUCGGAAGGAGUUUGGGUGGUGGAUGUGUGAGGCGCAUAAUGAGGUUAAUCGGAAGCUUGGGAAGAAGGAGUUUGAUUGUCGGUUUUGGGAGGAGAGGUGGCGGACUGGGUGGAAGGAUGGGAGGUGUGAUUAAGUGUAGGGUGUUGAGGAUGUUUAAUAUGUUGUAUGCUUAUGGUUGGUGUUGGUUUGUUCUUCUCUCUACUCAUCUUGUUGGACAUUUUGUACAUUAGAUAUGCAUAUUCUAGCGAAUUGAUAUAGAUUGGAC
Penicillium canescens is the source of this 1025-nucleotide messenger RNA. RefSeq names its product flavin-linked sulfhydryl oxidase. Gene Ontology annotation, molecular function: flavin adenine dinucleotide binding; flavin-dependent sulfhydryl oxidase activity. The coding region runs from base 231 to 893 and encodes 220 amino acids. Lineage: Eukaryota; Fungi; Ascomycota; Eurotiomycetes; Eurotiales; Aspergillaceae. The transcript has 2 exons. The record is from RefSeq and is a predicted model, not a curated record. Gene Ontology annotation, cellular component: mitochondrion.